Musa acuminata AAA Group (dessert banana) is the source of this 775-nucleotide messenger RNA. RefSeq lists its product as uncharacterized. The record is from RefSeq and is a predicted model, not a curated record. The transcript has a single exon. The coding region runs from base 28 to 501 and encodes 157 amino acids. NCBI's taxonomy places the organism in Eukaryota, Viridiplantae, Streptophyta, Magnoliopsida, Zingiberales, Musaceae.
GUCUCUUCUCACACUGCUGCUUCAGAGAUGGAUCAACCACCAUGGCCAGUGCUCCAAACCAAGUCCAAGCCAAACUCCAGCAGCAGAACUCCCCUCAACCCAAAGAAGCUUCCCAUCUCCAUUCUUCUCUUCUCCCUCCCCCUCCUCUACGUCUCUCUCCUCCGCAUCCCUCCCUCCACCCUCUUCACCGACACCGCCUUCUGGUUCGUCCUCUCCAACUCCAUCGUCGUCGUCGUGGCCGCCGAUUCCGGCAUGUUCUCCUCCUCAAGCACCGCCGGCAGCGACCUCUACGACGAGUACAUCAAGCUGAAGUCACCUCCAUGGUUUGAAAGGGCUGCGGAUGCAAGCGCCGUAGCUGAGGAGACCGAAGAGAUCAGAACGGACUGCAGAGAGGAGGAGAGUGAGUAUUCGAAGAUGUCCAACGAAGAGCUCAACAGGAGAGUGGAAGAGUUCAUUAGGAGAUUUAAUAGGGAGAUGAGACUUCAGGUUAGAGACGAAUGAACGAGUAAUCACAGCUUUUUCUCAGUCAACACAAUCAUUGACUACAGCACUCAAGUCAACCCUGCUUCGAGUGUGUGUUCUACAGGAAAGUUAGUCCUCAUGUAGUAGUACCAAAGAAUGGCCAUAUCAAUUGAAAGCAAGCCAUUUAUAGCUUCUUUCUCCGAGUCAAAAGCUCCUCUGUUCAUCUUAUGGAAGUCACAUAUGUUUAGUAGGUUUCUUUGCGCUAUCUGUUUCUCCAUCAUAAAACAUGUUUGCUAAGUCAUAUGUUACAGUA